This is a messenger RNA of Spizellomyces punctatus DAOM BR117, 3040 nucleotides long. RefSeq names its product coatomer subunit beta. The coding region runs from base 100 to 2979 and encodes 959 amino acids. Gene Ontology annotation, biological process: endoplasmic reticulum to Golgi vesicle-mediated transport; intracellular protein transport; intra-Golgi vesicle-mediated transport. The record is from RefSeq and is a predicted model, not a curated record. NCBI's taxonomy places the organism in Eukaryota, Fungi, Chytridiomycota, Chytridiomycetes, Spizellomycetales, Spizellomycetaceae. The transcript has 20 exons. Gene Ontology annotation, cellular component: COPI vesicle coat; cytoplasm. Gene Ontology annotation, molecular function: structural molecule activity.
UCCGCGCGUGGGGGUUUCAUUCCUUCCCAGAAAGCACACAAAGGCGGAACGUAUCCUGGCAUCCGAGGUGUUGUUUUUCUCGCGUGAAACUAUCGCACGAUGGCGGACCAGAACGCCUACACUGUAAUCCAGCAGGAUGAUGAUAAGGAGCAGCCCACCGUACAGGAGCUGCGAAAGCAGCUGGAGACUGGCAAAGAUGAACAAAAGAUUGAGACCAUGAAGAAGAUCCUUCUUAUCAUGCUGAAUGGAGACCCUCUUUCGCAAUUGCUCAUGCAUGUCAUCCGAUUUGUCGUGCCGUCAAAGAACAAGGCGCUCAAGAAGCUGCUACUGAUUUACUGGGAAAUCUGUCCCAAGACGAACCCUGACGGAAAAUUGAAGCAGGAAAUGGUGCUCGUUUGUAACAACCUUCGAACGGACAUUCUCCAUCCAAAUGAAUUUGUGCGGGGUAGCACAUUAAGAUUUCUAUGCAAGCUUCGCGAAGCAGAGUUACUUGAGCCGUUGGUCCCAGCUGUCCGCACCUGCUUGGAACAUCGUCAUCCUUAUGUCAGAAAAAAUGCUGUUUUGGCCAUCUUCUCCAUCUUCAAGUAUUUUGAAUAUCUGAUCCCAGAUGCCCCAGAGCUGAUCCAGACAUACUUGACGAAUGAAACGGAUCAAAACUGCAAAAGGAACGCAUUCAUGAUGUUGAUGAACACAAAACAAGCAUUGGCGGUCCAAUAUUUGAAUACGGUUUUCAAUCAGAUACCAGCCUUUGACGAACUUCUGCAGCUGUCUGUGAUUGAGUUGAUUCGCAAGGACUGCCGAAACCCCACUGCUGAUAAGGCGAAAUACAUACAAUGUAUCUUCUCUCUGCUGCAUUCCUCGUCCCACUCAGUCAAAUAUGAAGCAGCAAACACCUUGAUCGCGUUGACAUCCCAUACCUCAGCAGUUCGCGCCGCGGCCUCAUGUUACAUCGAACUCGCGCUGAAAGAGUCUGACAAUAACGUGAAAUUGAUCGUUUUGGAGCGAAUUAAUGAACUGCGGGAAAAGCACGACCGCGUGCUUGAAGAUUUGGUUAUGGAUAUACUCCGCGUAUUGAGCAGUCCCGACAUUGAAGUCCGUCGGAAAUGCUUGAAGAUUGCGCUGGAAAUGGUAACCAGCAGAAAUGUAAACGAAGUUGUUGGAGCCUUGAAGAAAGAUUUGGUGAAAACCCAUGACCAAGAGUACGAAAAGAAUAACGAGUACCGACAGCUACUUAUUAAUGCCAUCCAUUCCUGUGCGAUCAAAUUUUCAGAGGUUGCUGCUGAUGUUGUGCACGUUCUCAUGGAGUUUUUGGGAGAAUCGAACAAUGCAGCAGCCGUAGAUGUAAUGGCGUUUGUUCGUGAGGUGAUGGAGAAAUUCCCUGAUCUGCGGCCGAGCAUUAUAGAAAAGCUUCUCCAGACGUUCAUGGAUAUGAAAACCGGACGAGUCUUCCGUGGUGCGCUAUGGAUCAUUGGUGAAUACGCACUAGAUAUACCUGCUAUUGAGGAAACCAUGAGACAAGUACGCAGCGCACUAGGGGAGAUUCCAAUCUUGGCAUCGGAGCAGCGUUUAUUGGAGGAGGCUCACUCAGAUCAACCAGCCGCCGCGGAAAGCAGGCCCGCAGAGGUUACUUCAACAGCGCGCCGGGUUCUAGCGGAUGGCACCUACGCUACGGAGAGUGCAUUUUCGUCGAAAGCUACGGACAAGGCAAAACUAGAUGCGGUCAAAGCGGCCUACAAGCCGCCACUUCGAGCUCUUCUCCUGAACGGUGACUACUUCCUGGGAGCUGUCCUCUCGACGGCUCUCACGAAACUGGUUCUGCGGUACGCUGAGAUCAAUGGUGACCAAGUCAAAGUCAACACACUGAAAUCGGAAGCGAUGUUGAUUAUGACAAGCAUAAUUCGCGUCGGCCGUUCAGAUUUCCCAUCGGCCCCUAUUGACGAGGACUCUCACGAUCGGAUUACGACCUGCUUGCGCACCCUCUCCUUGAUUCCUGAGGACGACAUGAUGCGAGAAAUCUUUUUGGCGGAUUGUAGACGUGCUUUCAGUCAGCUGGUUCAGUCCCAAGAUAAAGUGAAUAAGAAGAAAGCCGCAGAAAAGAAGGAAGUUAAGGUACACGCCGACGAUGCCAUCUUCUUCCGACAACUGAAAUCGAAGCGAAGCACCGCUGACGGUACAGACGAGUAUGAGCUGGACAUCACGAGAGCCACAGGUGUAGCGGAUCGCUCUGAUAAUCUGGCCUCCAAGCUGAGUCGGGUGGUACAAUUGACAGGCUUUUCGGAUCCUGUGUAUGCCGAGGCAUAUGUCAAUGUACAUCAAUAUGAUAUUUUGCUCGAUAUUCUCAUUGUAAAUCAAACGAGCGAGACGCUGCAGAACCUCACUGUUGAAUUUUCGACUCUUGGUGAUCUUAAACUUGUCGAGCGACCGGCGCCAUAUACAAUUGGCCCACAUGGAUUCCAUGGUAUCAAGGCCAAUAUCAAGGUGUCUUCGACGGAGACUGGUGUGAUUUUUGGAAACAUUGUCUACGAUGGCCCGUCCACUUCAGACACCAACUGUGUCAUAUUGAAUGAUGUGCAUAUUGAUAUUAUGGACUAUAUCAAGCCCGCAUCAUGCACUGAAACACAGUUCCGAAUGAUGUGGAGCGAGUUUGAGUGGGAGAACAAAGUCAAUGUGAAUACGAACAUAACUGACCUCCGGGAGUACCUCGACCACAUCUUGAGAUCAACAAACAUGAAUUGCUUAACGCCAGAACACGCAUUAUCUGGCGAAUGCGGAUUUUUGGCAGCAAAUAUGUACGCACGAAGUAUAUUUGGGGAAGAUGCCUUGGCGAAUAUCUGCCUAGAGAAGCAGGAUGACGCGAUUACUGGACACAUUCGCAUUCGAAGCAAGACUCAAGGAAUAGCUCUCAGCCUUGGAGACAAGAUUACCCUUUCACAAAAGAAUGUGGCGCCGCCUGUCGGUCAAUCCCCUGCUUAUACAUAGAUUGUUUGCUCUCAUAUGACCAUGCUAUAUUACAAUAUACGCUGCCUUUUUUUGCCUUACA